AUGGCUGCUGCAGACGAUGUACCUGCAGGGGACCAGCCGCCCAAGACGCCUCGAGGGAAGAGCGUUUCUCGCUUCAACCUGGGACUGUUCCGCGACUCAGAUGCGCAGAGCUCGCCCGGCUCCAAGAGCAUCCGCAACCUGCCUGCGUCCAUCUCGCUCUCGCAAGCUCCCCCCUUGCUAGACGCGCCGCCGAUCCCCAACUUCGUGCUCAGCGCAAAUCCCAAAAACGACUCGAGCCCCUCGCAACGCCGGUUCUUUGGUGGUGACCUGAAGCCGCCGCCCUCACCCUCGGCCAGGUCCUUCAUUUCUGAGCCCGGAUCGCCCUUUGGCUCGCACUUUGGCACGCCAUUGAGCAGGACUGCCAGCAGGACCGAGAGGGAGAUUGACGAGCUCGCCGCACAGCUCGACUUUGAAAUCGAGGAGGCGCAUCGCAAAAAGGCAGAGGCCCUGCAGAGCUCCAAGGAGGAAGACGCCGCUCGCUGCGAAGACGACGUCGCGCGACUCGAGGCCGAAAGGGACCUUGUUAUUGACGAGCAGAGGAAGUUCGACUUGGCUCGGCUUCAGGCGCAGCCGCCUUCGACUCCGUCCGCGGCAAAGCCCAAGAGGGUCCUCGAGAAGCUCAACCUCUUCUCACGAAGCAGGAAACCGAGCACCAACUUCAUUCAGCCGCCACUGACCCCUCUGCCACCGGCUACUCCAAACAGCAUCGCACCCUCUGUUUUUACACCCACACCCAGCAUCAGCCGGAGAAGCAGCCUCGACGACUCUCCUCCGCUGCACCCCUCGCAAAGGAUGAGCUUCAUUCGACCACACCCGGAUGGCGAUGCGCCAAUCUCUGCCAUCAAUGGCGGUGAACGACGCAUCACUGUUCGAUGCCUUUCGUCAACCAUCAAUCUGGAAGUAACUGCUGAUACUACGCCGGAGGACAUCCUCAUCGCAACCGCUGCGCAGACACGGCAUGAAAUUGAUGUCGAAACCAGUGUCGUCCUCGAGUGCUAUGACACUCUUGGGCUGGAAAGGCGCAUGCGACGCUACGAGCAUGUACGAGACACCUUGAAUUCUUGGGACCGUGACCAGGACAAUUCACUCAUGGUGGUGCCUUGUGACACGCCGGGAGAUGACGACAACCUCGAGCUCUCCUCUGUCCCGCAGACGGAUGAGCCUGCGCCUGGAUUCACUAUCCAGCUCUAUCAUUCUCCUCGCCCUGGCAAGUGGAGCAAAAGGUUCAUCACCUUGCUAAGCACCGGCCAAGUAUUUGCUUCCAAGCGCGCCGAUGCGCAGCCCGCGGACAAAGACAGCACAUCGUUGUGCCACCUAACGGACUUUGACAUUUAUAAGCCCAAGGAGAGUGAGGUGAAGCGGCAUCUCAAGCCUCCCAAGAAGAUCUGCUAUGCCAUCAAGAGCCAACAGAAGACAGUCGUCUUUCCCAAUGGAGAGAAUUUCGUCCACUUCUUCUGUACCGACGAUGCUGCCGUAGCCCAGAGAUUCUUUGACCAGGUGCAUGCUUGGCGAAGCUGGUACAUUGUCAACAAGAUAACACACUCACGCCCGAUAGAGAGACCUCCGCCUCUUGACCUGAGCGUUGAAAGCAUCAAGAUGCCAAUCAUCCCCGAGAAGUCUCCACGAGUCUCCAGCGGCUUGACCCUUUCCACUGGAUCCUUCAUAGAUGAGAGCGACUUCACCAGGGCCAUCGAGGAAUCUACCAGGAAGCUGGCCCUGGAGGCCCAGCUCAAUAAAAACAAGCCUAGAGGAAGGAAGGCCUCUAGCGCAUCCGUCGCCCUCAGCGUGAAAGAAACGUUUUCGCCUACUGGCUUACUAGGUGAAGGGUAUGAAAAGCGCAAGGAGGAGGCAGCGGCGGCAAGCGAGACUACAACCGACGUCGCAAGCCCUACUGUCAAGAAGCUUGAGGGCCCAUUCACCGAAGGCCCGUCAUUGCUGAAUAGCAUUGGGCUAUCAUCCCCCAAAUCGCCCAAAUCUCCUGAACAGCCCCCAGCAAAGUCUUGGUUCCCAUCCGCUGCCGAACACAGCGCGCGCAACCGAACUGCUUCGAUUUCCCUUCGACGGCCUAGCCUCCACGUCCCCGAGAAGGCCCUCGGCAAGGCCCUGGAUCGAGACGCGGCCAAGGGCUACGCCCCCCACCGGGCUCGCCCCUCGUCAACUUUGCAACUGGGGGACAACAAGGACCACCAGGAUCACCAGGAGGAAGACCCGGUCCGCCUCCUGCCGGCGGUCCUCUACCGCAGCCGGGCCCGCGAAACCGUAGCCGCUCUAUUGCCAGUGCCAGCGGCGUCGGCGGCGGCUCUCGACGCAUGCCUGGCGCCGAAGACCUCCCUUCUGCAUCUGCACAAAACCGAGGACCCGGCCCACGAGCGAGCCGAAUGCCUCCCCCUCCUUCUCCUCACGGCCCCGUGCCGCCGCACCGUGAUCAUCGCCGUCCGGGUCCUUUGUUGCAGGAACGCCAAGAGCGUCCCAAAGAGCGCCCCAGAGAACGUCCUCAAGAGCGACGGCCAGGGCCUCUAG
This is a messenger RNA of Trichoderma aggressivum f. europaeum, 2520 nucleotides long. RefSeq lists its product as uncharacterized. The coding region runs from base 1 to 2520 and encodes 839 amino acids. NCBI's taxonomy places the organism in Eukaryota, Fungi, Ascomycota, Sordariomycetes, Hypocreales, Hypocreaceae. The record is from RefSeq and is a predicted model, not a curated record. The transcript has 3 exons.